UGAGCUGCAGCACUCUCAAACCAAACCUACCUGGCAGGCUCACCAUGCUCAGAUCAGGCACACCCCGACGACUCAUCUCCUGCAUGCUGCUGCUCCUCGUCACCCUCUCCAGCUCAGCGGAGAGCUGGCCUCAGGUGGCCCACGAAGGGACACCUGAUGAGAACAGCCAGAGGGUGCAGCUUCUGGAAGCGGUGAAGAUGGGGAUCCUCAGCUUGUUGGGUGUGGACAGGGAGCCCAGGCCGACCCAAAAGGCCUCGGAAGAAGAGCUGAGGAAGAUGUAUCAGCUCUACAGGGAGAAAGUGAGAGAGAUGAGAGGGAAUUCCAGCCAGCCGAUGAAGGAAACCUGGCAAUCCACCAUGUCUACUGUGCUCUUUCCAGCUACAGUGGAGCUUGUAAAAGUGGUUCGGAGGGGAGAACACUCACAUCCACGUUCAGGUCAACGCAUGCAGUGGUACAGAGCUGUUUUCCACAAGAACCCCAAAAUCAAGACUGAACUGACGCUAGCUCGGGCUGAGCUGAGGAUUUCCAGGCAGAUUUUAGAUAAACCCACUUCAGUUCAGCCUGAGGUUAGACGAAAGAUUAAAGUCAGAGUCAACAGGAUGAAGCCAAAGAACUCCGCCGCACGGACACACAUAAACUCUGCCAACAUGUCGAGCACUCAAGAUGUGAUGCUGGACAUCAGCCCUGAGGUGGAGAGGUGGAUGAGGACUGAUGGCGGCGAGACACUGGUUGUGGAUGUAGGGGUAGUUGUGGGUGAAAAAGACACCCUCACUGCAAACCCAACCAUUUCUCUGGAGCUUGGCCUCACGCCGACAAAACCAACCAGCAAGACGAGGCUGCCUCGCUCCAACAAGGAAGACGAGUGCGAUGAACAAGGAUUUUGCUGCCGGAAGGCUGUCACCGUGUCCUUCAAAGACAUCGGCUGGACGGACUGGGUGGUGGCCCCGAGUGAGUACACGAUGCAUUUCUGUGACGGCACCUGUCCCCACAACUACAAGCCUGCGAGCAUGCACACACAGGUGAAGUCUCGGUUGCAUCAGAUUACCAAAGGAGAAUCACCUCGCCCGUGCUGUGUGCCUGGGGCCUACGAGCCCAUGGUCCUCAUGCACUAUGACAGUAGGGGAAAGUUGAAGCUGACUCCCUUUGAGGACUUUAUUGUCACUAAAUGCCACUGUGCCUGAGGAACUGUGCCUUUUUUGUAACCUUAAACUUUGGGAGAGCAUUGCCACUGAAAAAAUAUGUUACAUGCUUGUUUUUCAACUGCAAUUAUCCAAUAAUACUUUAUUUUGAAGUUGAAAACAUACGUUACUGCUGCACAGAGUUUUGUUCUACAUAAAUCAAGCAGUAGAUCUGUUCGGUUUUAUUUAUUUUAAGUUAUAUUUAUGAUCCUAAACUUAUAUUUGUGUUUAUGUUACAGCAUAUUAUAGUACUAUUUAAUUCCAUUGCCACUUAUUAUUUGAAGUACUGUAUUGUUUUGUGAGGCGCAUGGGUUUAAAUGUUUUGUUUGUUGUCUUAUACAUUUCAAAAAUUACAUUAAGAGUGAAAUA
Messenger RNA from Epinephelus lanceolatus (giant grouper), 1547 nucleotides. It is a transcript of the gene gdf15, whose product is annotated as Growth differentiation factor-15. NCBI's taxonomy places the organism in Eukaryota, Metazoa, Chordata, Actinopteri, Perciformes, Serranidae. Gene Ontology annotation, molecular function: growth factor activity; cytokine activity. Gene Ontology annotation, cellular component: extracellular region. The record is from RefSeq and is a predicted model, not a curated record.